Molecule: messenger RNA, 774 nt
Organism: Serendipita indica DSM 11827
Lineage: Eukaryota; Fungi; Basidiomycota; Agaricomycetes; Sebacinales; Serendipitaceae
Source: the annotation of a GenBank genome assembly
AUGGGAGACAAUAACUAUGGGAACUAUACAAAAAUUGAAAAGGUUGGCGAAGGCACCUACGGUGUUGUGUACAAGGGCAAAGAUAAUCGCACAGGAAAUAUUGUGGCGAUGAAGAAAAUCCGUCUCGAGUCGGAAGACGAAGGCGUGCCGUCAACGGCCAUUCGCGAGAUCAGCCUACUAAAGGAGCUCGACGACGAUAACAUUGUAAAAAUCAUCCACCGAGACUUGAAGCCGCAAAACUUGCUCAUCGACAAGGAUGCAAAUCUGAAGAUUGCCGACUUUGGGCUGGCACGAGCGUUCGGUAUUCCUUUGAGGACUUACACGCACGAGGUUGUCACACUCUGGUAUCGGGCUCCCGAGGUUCUGCUGGGCGCGCGUCAAUACUCUACUGCAAUCGACAUGUGGUCCGUAGGAUGCAUCCUCGCGGAGAUGAUUAUGAAGGGCAACCCGCUGUUCAACGGCGACUCUGAGAUUGAUCAAAUCUUCAAAAUCUUCAGGCACGUUUGGAUUAUGGGCACACCGAACGAUACAAUCUGGCCAGGUGUCAGCGAACUUCCAGACUUUAAGCCGUCUUUCCCUCAGUGGGGUCCUCAGGACCUCAGCUCGAUCAUCAAGAACGUGGACAAAGAUGGACUAGAUGUGAUAAACCAAUGCCUCAGCUACGACCAAGCCCGCCGCAUCUCCGCAAAGAGAAUGCGACAGCACGCUUGGUUCGAAUCUUAUCGUGAAGAAUUACAUAGGCAACAAGAAGAGGAAGACGCUGCGUCACAAUAA